Molecule: messenger RNA, 960 nt
Organism: Ichthyophthirius multifiliis
Lineage: Eukaryota; Ciliophora; Oligohymenophorea; Hymenostomatida
Product: protein kinase domain protein
Exons: 5
Biological process (GO): protein phosphorylation; mitotic DNA damage checkpoint signaling
Cellular component (GO): nucleus; cytoplasm
Molecular function (GO): protein serine/threonine kinase activity; ATP binding
Source: RefSeq, a predicted model, not a curated record
AUGUUUAAUGAAUUCUUUUUAAUUUUAAAAGUAAAAAAAAAGUUUUUUAUAAAAAAUAAAAAAAAAAAGAGCCCUUAUUCAAAAAUGCCUAAAAAAAUAAUCGAAUUAAAGCCAAAUAAUAGAAUUGUUUGGGAUUAUAAUAGAUCAAAAGCUCCUUAUAAGUUAACUGGAUUUCAUUUAUUGGAUGGAGUAAGUGUAUAUGAAUAUUUCGCUGAUGAAAUCACUUUAAUUAAACUGAAAGAAUUUCUAGGGUAAAGAAUAUUUCAAGCACGUUUUUAAGACGAAUAUGAAGUAAUAGCUUAAGUAGGAAAAGGCAAUUAUGCAAGAGUAUUAACAUAUUUUUAUUUUAUUUUAAAAAAUUAUUAUGAAGUAAAAUGUUUUGAAAAAUAAAAAUUAUAAUCAUUAGAUAAAGGGAUGCUUUCUUUGCAUAAUGAACUAAAAAUUAUGCGAGAUUUACGUAAUCAUCCUAAUGUAAUAAAGUUAUUUGAUGUAUAUGAGGGUGAACAUACAUUUUAUUUCUUAAUGGAAUUAGUAGAAGGCGUAUCACUAUAUGAAGAAAUAAAAAAACAUUCAUAAACACCAUUCAAAGAUCAUGAAAUAAAAGAAAUAAUUCUCAUGUUAUUAAAAGGAAUAGCCUAUUGUUCCUAAAAGAACAUUAUGCAUAGAGAUAUAAAGCCAGAAAAUCUUCUGUUUGGAUAAAAAGGAAAUACAAAUAUAUUAAAAAUAGUAGAUUUUGGUUUAGCCGCAUAUCAAGAUGAAGAUCCUUAUAUAUUUCCAAAAUGUGGAACUCCAGGAUUUGUAGCCCCAGAAAUAGCAAAUUUAGAAGAUAAAACUAAGCCUUAUUCAGUUGUUUGUGAUAUGUUUUCUAUUGGAGUUAUUUUUCAUAUAUUAUUAACUGGUGAAGCGGUUUUUCCAGCUCGCUUCUACAGAAAUAUAGGCCAAUUAAGAGAAUUUUAAUGA